Messenger RNA from Leptonychotes weddellii (Weddell seal), 462 nucleotides. It is a transcript of the gene CCDC182, whose product is annotated as coiled-coil domain containing 182. Lineage: Eukaryota; Metazoa; Chordata; Mammalia; Carnivora; Phocidae. The record is from RefSeq and is a predicted model, not a curated record.
AUGGAACCGCUUUACCACGCUGGGUCCAUCCUCAUGAAGGUGAACACCUUACAAGGGAAGAAGAUGGUGGAGAGCGGCCUCCAGUCUGGAGACUUUUCCCUCCCUCAGUCCUGGCCUUCCUGCCUCCUGCCGCCGGCUGACCUGGAGAGCCUGCAGCAGAAGGUGGCCGGGGUACAACGGGAGCUGGAGGACUUUAAGAAGGAGGUGCUGAAGGCCAUCCACUACCUGGAGGACGCCUUCUGCGAGAUGAACGGGGAGCUGGUGCAGCAGGGGGAGCAGGCGGCCCGCGUGAAGCAGCGGCUGAGGGAGGAGGAGGACCGGGGCAUUGUGCGCAAUAAGGUCCUCACCUUCCUGCUGCCCCGCGAGAAGCAGCUCCGGGAGCACUGCAAGCGGCUGGAGCGCAUGCUGCUGGGCUCGGGCCGGGAUGCGCUAGGCGCCCCCAGGAAGAUCCAGGCAAACUGA